AUGGAGAAAAAAAUGAAAAGAGGCAUGUACAAUGCCAUGUUCAUGAAAACGAUGAAAAAGUUUUCAGAAUUUAUAGAAAAACAACAAGUAAAAGAUGCGGAGCGCUUCGAAUGGCCAGUUUCGAGCCCUGUGGGCACUGGCGAGGUGUUGACGCUUCAGCUUCUGUCACGUGGCCGCUGGGGCCAUCCCAGAGUGCUGGGCGUCUACCGCCUGGGCUUGCAGAUCCUCGUCGCCGAUGGUCAGCUUUUCGUCACCGACACUCUUGUAGAUAACAACAACAAAGCUGUUCCAGUGAGUAAUUUGUUGCAAAUUGUAAUUUCCUAACUGAUCAGUCUAUGCAAUAGCGGUUAUUAGAUUCAGUCUGCGAUUACAAACUAUUUUCGUAAGGUCGGUCAUCAGAUGGGUGACCAAAAAUUUAUUAUAACCAACGCUUUUGACAAUCUACUAAAUCCUUCAAUUUUAUUUUAAAUGUAG
Molecule: messenger RNA, 474 nt
Organism: Diatraea saccharalis (sugarcane borer)
Lineage: Eukaryota; Metazoa; Arthropoda; Insecta; Lepidoptera; Crambidae
Source: the annotation of a GenBank genome assembly